This is a messenger RNA of Amaranthus tricolor (Joseph's coat), 1070 nucleotides long. RefSeq lists its product as uncharacterized. NCBI's taxonomy places the organism in Eukaryota, Viridiplantae, Streptophyta, Magnoliopsida, Caryophyllales, Amaranthaceae. Gene Ontology annotation, biological process: methylation. Gene Ontology annotation, molecular function: protein-lysine N-methyltransferase activity; nucleic acid binding. The transcript is spliced from 4 exons. Bases 71 to 817 code for a protein of 248 amino acids. The record is from RefSeq and is a predicted model, not a curated record.
GUGAUUUAUUAGACGGUGAAACUCAUUUCAAUGUUUUCGAGUCUCGUUGCUUCACCUCGAGCAGCCGAAAAUGGAGAUGGCGCCUUCAAAAGAAGAAGAAACACCCACCAACACCAACACCGAAGACAUUGAAGAAGACGAAGAUCUACCAAUUCUGAGUCCCUACGCUUUGGAAGCUCUUCAAGAGUUCUUGGCUUCACAAUCCAAAUCUGAUUCAGAUAUUCAACAACAGCAACCGCAACAACAAGAUGAUUCGCUGCCUUUGCUAAAAGAAGAUUGGAGAAUGAGUCAAUUUUGGUACUCACCUCACACCGCCAUUACCGUUGCUGAUGAAGUUUUCUAUCUCCUUUCGCUUUUCACUGACCUUGAUGUUCUCCCUUCAGUUGCUUGUAUUUCUUGCCCUACUCUCUUCAUUUAUCUUAAGAAAAUGUAUCCAACUAUGAAUGUGCAACUUCUUGAAUACGACAAACGUUUUGACCAAUAUGGAAGUGAUUUUACAUUCUACGAUUACAAUCUACCAGAAGAUUUGCCGCAAGAAAUGAAACAUGGGUACCAGAUCGUAGUAGCAGAUCCUCCUUAUUUGAGUGAGGAAUGCUUGAAGAAGGUUGCUCAAACUAUAGGACUUCUUGCACAACCUCGGAAACAUUUCUUGCUUUUGCUCACAGGUGAGGUGCAGAGGGAUAGAGCAGCAAGCCUCUUAGGACUGCGGUCAUGUGGCUUUCGUCCGGAGCACUCCAGCAAACUUGGGAAUGAAUUCCGACUUUAUACCAACUAUAAUCCCGGUGAUCGGUUAGGAGGCUGGGAGCUAGAAGAGUAGCUUUCUGUAGGUUCGGAAGAAAUUUGCAGCGUUGUGUUGCUACUCCGUUGCGCUGUAAAAUGGUGUAUGCUAUAGUUCUUCCCUCCAUAUGAAGGGAACGGAAUGUUAAAAUGCAUUUUCGUUUAGCUAGUUCUGAGGAGUGAUAGCCUGGUAAGGAGUGCAAACUGAACUUGGUUUUUCAGAAAAUACUUGUCUCUUUUGAUAUUGAUGAUAAUGAAAUCAAGCCUGCCUGUGCCGCUAGGAAUUUUUUUUU